Messenger RNA from Cariama cristata (Red-legged seriema), 775 nucleotides. RefSeq names its product estrogen-related receptor beta (gene ESRRB). The annotation marks the transcript as partial. Lineage: Eukaryota; Metazoa; Chordata; Aves; Cariamiformes; Cariamidae. The record is from RefSeq and is a predicted model, not a curated record. The transcript has 5 exons. Gene Ontology annotation, biological process: regulation of DNA-templated transcription. Gene Ontology annotation, molecular function: sequence-specific DNA binding; zinc ion binding; DNA-binding transcription factor activity.
GGCAGAAUGGCCACAGAGGAGCGGCACCUCGCCUCCAGCUGUGGGUCCUUCAUCAAGACUGAGCCCUCCAGCCCAUCUUCUGGCAUCGACGCCAUCAGCCAUCACAGCCCAAGCGGCUCCUCCGACGCUAGCGGUGGCUACGGCAUCGCCAUGGGUGGCCACCCCAAUGGCCUAGACUCGCCCCCCAUGUUCAAUGGUACCUGCCGUAAACGUUACGACGACUGUGCCAGCGCCAUCAUGGAGGACUCGCCCACCAAGUGCGAGUACAUGCUCAAUGCAAUCCCCAAGCGGCUGUGCCUGGUGUGCGGGGACAUUGCUUCUGGGUACCACUACGGCGUGGCUUCUUGUGAGGCAUGCAAAGCCUUCUUCAAGAGGACUAUUCAAGGGAAUAUUGAAUACAGCUGCCCGGCCACCAAUGAAUGUGAGAUCACGAAACGGAGGCGCAAGUCCUGUCAGGCCUGUCGCUUCAUGAAAUGCCUCAAAGUGGGGAUGCUAAAAGAAGGUGUUCGUCUGGAUCGAGUCCGUGGAGGCCGUCAGAAAUACAAAAGGAGACUGGAUUCUGAGAGUAGCACUUAUCUGACCUUACAGAUCCCUCCCCCAGCUAAAAAGCCACUGACUAAGAUUGUCUCCCACUUGCUGGUGGCUGAGCCAGAGAAGAUUUAUGCCAUGCCUGAUCCAACCAUGCCAGAGAGUGACAUCAAAGCCCUGACAACCCUCUGUGACCUGGCAGACAGGGAACUGGUGGUGAUCAUUGGCUGGGCAAAGCACAUCCCAG